Mercenaria mercenaria is the source of this 489-nucleotide messenger RNA. RefSeq lists its product as uncharacterized. NCBI's taxonomy places the organism in Eukaryota, Metazoa, Mollusca, Bivalvia, Venerida, Veneridae. The coding region runs from base 1 to 489 and encodes 162 amino acids. The record is from RefSeq and is a predicted model, not a curated record. The transcript has 2 exons.
AUGGGACAACAAGACCCGUGCUAUUUCCAUCAAGAAAUCAACGAUACUACGAUGACACUUGGAUUUGUACUUGCACCAUCCGAUAGCGUCGUAUGUGACACCAUCAGCCCAGGAUGGACUAGAUUUAGUGGAUCGGAUGAAGGGUUAAUGGCAACGGAAUGUCCAUUAGGAAGAGAGUGCGGAACUGACCAGCAAGUCUGGAUGCAAGACGAGUCUUCGGAAAUGCUGAUAACCGUUUCAACAUCGUCUUCGACCUCUACCACAUCGUCUACACCCACUAUACCAUCGUCCACAUCCAUUAAAACAACGUCUCAACCAACUUCAGUACUGUCAACAUCCAUUAAAACAACAACUUCUACAGCUACCAGAGUACCAACUACAUACCGUACAUCUACCUUAAAAAGUUCUGGAAAAGGUUGCAUUAGUGGUAGUGCAGUAGCGGGAAUGUUUAGUGUUACAUCCGCAUUAAUUGUAACAAUCUUCAAAUAG